UUCACAGCACUUUGCUGCGGAUCUUCUCUGCGCUGCGGAAACUUUCCAACAAAAUGGUGCAACAACUCUCCAAAUCCGGAGCAAAAGACGCUCAUCUGCUCAAAGCUGGGCACCCGCCAGCAGUGAAGGCAGGAGGAAAACGAGUUGCCAAGAAAACCCUGGAGGACGGAUCUGCCCAUGGGACUCCUGAGAAAGAGACAAAGAGGUCUGAUAAACUCAGCCGGUCUCUUGCCACCUCCAACAGGAUGCAACAAGUCGGGCUUCUUCUGACUGGGACUCUUGACAAGCUGAGUCAUGACUUUCCAGAGACCCCUGUGAGCGUGAGGCACAGCAAGGUGCGCCCUGCUGUGGAAAGGUCUCACUGCCCCCGGACCUUCUGCAUCCAGCAGCCCAGGAAGUGGUGAAUUUGCCUAAGAAUACCCCAGAGCCUGUUGUGUUCAGUCUGUAGUCAAACGUUAAACUCUUGAGGGGAUGUGGCAGGUUCUCUGUGAGGUGCUGAUUUAAACCAUUUACCGUUUAGAAGAAAAACAACUUUCCUUUUGUGCUAAGCUUUUGAAGAAGAAUCAUGAUGUUCAGCUGUUUUUUUUUAUUUUUUAUUUUUAUUUUCUUUUAAUCUUUUUGAAAAUGCUGUAAUUUUGCUUGCUGACUGUUUAUGGGGGGAAUGCAUGGCAGAUGGGUUAAAGUAAGUUGAUUAAUGGAUUAGAGGCAUGUAGGUGAAGCUUAGAAAGCCUCUUCUUUUGUUUAUAGGCUCUCUACGUUAAACUCUGCAUUGUAGAUUUAUAUAAAAAAAUAAAUAUGCUAUUGCAGUUUGAA
Molecule: messenger RNA, 813 nt
Organism: Poecilia latipinna (sailfin molly)
Lineage: Eukaryota; Metazoa; Chordata; Actinopteri; Cyprinodontiformes; Poeciliidae
Product: death-associated protein-like 1-A
Exons: 4
Coding region: 54-404 (116 amino acids)
Biological process (GO): apoptotic signaling pathway; negative regulation of autophagy; cellular response to amino acid starvation
Molecular function (GO): death domain binding
Source: RefSeq, a predicted model, not a curated record